Molecule: messenger RNA, 414 nt
Organism: Ipomoea triloba (trilobed morning glory)
Lineage: Eukaryota; Viridiplantae; Streptophyta; Magnoliopsida; Solanales; Convolvulaceae
Exons: 2
Coding region: 7-414 (135 amino acids)
Source: RefSeq, a predicted model, not a curated record
CACGAUAUGGAGAAAGCUAUCGCUAAUCCAACCAUUGGAUCGAUGUGGAACAAGCGAGGACCAGCUGAUGAUUCCGCCGGCGACGGCGACGAUAGGGACAAAGCUAUCGCAAAAACAGCUGGAUUCGUGGUCUUCUCAGGAAUCGCGAUGAGCAUUAUCAAAGCCCUAAACCCUUUCAACAAUAAUACCAGCCUAAAAAACGGCGACAAUGAGUCGACUCAACCUCAAGUUCUUAAGCAAUGGCAGCCUCAGGAACUUCCACCGCUUCCGCCUCCACCUCAACCUCCUUCUGAACCCAUUAAAUCAACUUGUUGUUCCGAGCAAAAUGCGGUGGAACCAUCACCGAAGGUAUUUUGGAUUAUUGGUUUGGGUUGGGUUAUUUUGGAUAGUGGGAAUUACAUUUUUACCUCUUGA